AUGGGUAAAGUAAAAAAGGAGCCCGUUGAACAAGAUGAGCAAGACGUAGCAGACGUUUCAAUGAAAACCGAGCCACAGGGUUAUGAUGAAAAAGUUGAACAUUGCGCCGUGAUUGCAAAGCCUAUGGCGCCGAAAAAACUUAGCAAAAAGAUUUACAAACUAAUAAAGAAGUCAAGUUCCCACAAAAACUAUAUUAGAAACGGCUUAAAAAUCGUACAGAAGCAGUUACGAUUAGGUGAAAAAGGACUCGUAUUUUUUGCCGGUGACAUCUCCCCCAUUGAAAUCAUGUGCCACUUACCAGCUGUGUGCGAAGAGAAAGAUGUUCCGUACUGCUACACACCAAGCCGCAAAGACAUUGGAGCUGCUAUGGGCACCAUGAGAGGGUGUAUUAUGGUGCUAGUAAAACAACAUGAUGACUAUAAAGACUUAUACGAUGAAGUAAGAAGUGAGAUGAAAUUGCUCGGACAUCCACUUUAG
Arctia plantaginis is the source of this 477-nucleotide messenger RNA. Lineage: Eukaryota; Metazoa; Arthropoda; Insecta; Lepidoptera; Erebidae. The record is from the annotation of a GenBank genome assembly.